AUAAAACUUGUGAUAACGUUUCUAGAAAAUGCUGCUUCAUAAUUGCUUUUUAAUUCUUUCAAUCUGUCUGUUAUUACACACUGCAAUAACUUCAGCUAAACUGAGGUGUCGUAAGAAUGAAGUCCUUGUGAUGAACCCGACGCCAUGCGCCGACCGCGUCUGUCCCCGAAAUGCAAAGGCGCUGCGUGAGGCCUGCAUCACUCCUAGCCACAUCAAACUGCCCCCAAAAUGCGUUUGCAGAUUCAACUACAGCCGCGACCGACGGGGGAGGUGCAUUCCUACACAUUCUUGCCCUCCCAUUGCGUGUGGGCACAAUGAGAUAUUCGACGCAUGCCCACCGCAAUGUCCCAGUGACGACUGUAGCCAAGCUACGCCAUCAGGCCGAUGCCCAAUUGUGGGCCGAAUCGGCAUCGUGACGCAGUGCAGGCCACAAUGCCGCUGCGCCUACCACCACUGGCGUAAAAACAACGUCUGCGUACCUUACGAACAAUGCAAUAUAACACCGAUUAAAAGAGAGCCACGUUCGUGUAAUGCAACUACGGAAAAUAUAUAGAUGUUUAAUUCUCUUUAUGAAUAAAUAAUAUUACAAUUGUAUUAAAAACAAUAAACAACUUUAUACGAAGAAUUAUUUAUUGAAAAUGAUAAAGUAAGUUUUUAUAGAGGCGAUGUUUUUAGGAUAACUUGAGUUCUGGUUAAAACAUCCGUGGGUUUCCAUAGUUGAAAUAGACAUACAAAAAUAUAUCUAUCUCUUUCAUUACUAUCACUGUCAUCUUGUCCUUGUCCCACACGUGGAGUCGGUGCACCAGGUUUUAUAAACGUUAAUUAAAGUUUUGGUUAAAAAAAACAUAAGCAUAACUAUAUAAGCGAACGUACCCAUACUACGUGACAC
Messenger RNA from Papilio xuthus (Asian swallowtail), 889 nucleotides. Its product is annotated as SCO-spondin-like. The record is from RefSeq and is a predicted model, not a curated record. Bases 29 to 553 code for a protein of 174 amino acids. The transcript has 5 exons. NCBI's taxonomy places the organism in Eukaryota, Metazoa, Arthropoda, Insecta, Lepidoptera, Papilionidae.